Molecule: messenger RNA, 1425 nt
Organism: Vicugna pacos (alpaca)
Lineage: Eukaryota; Metazoa; Chordata; Mammalia; Artiodactyla; Camelidae
Gene: KLK6
Product: kallikrein related peptidase 6
Biological process (GO): proteolysis
Cellular component (GO): secretory granule
Molecular function (GO): serine-type endopeptidase activity
Source: RefSeq, a predicted model, not a curated record
GGGACCAGAUUGGUGACACAUGCUUUCUCGCUGGCUGGCUUGCUCACUCUCGUGGGGACACGGAGGUCGCCAGCACCCACAGAGGGACUGACAGGCAGUCUGACUCUCUCCGUCUCCCUGUCUGUCUGCCUGUGACGUGGGCUGUCCCUGCCCCCAACCCAAGAGUCCAGGCCACCAGGCAGCUGGUCCCCAGCAGGAAUGGCCACGAGGACGCUGAUGGCAGCACUGGUUCUGGUCACUGCAGCCCAGGCAGAGGAUAAGGAUAAGGUGAUGCAUGGCGGACCCUGUGAGCUGAUGUCUCACCCCUACCAAGCAGCCCUCUACACCUCUGGCCAUUUGCUCUGCGGGGGGGUCCUCAUUCACCCACUGUGGGUCCUCACCGCUGCCCACUGCAAAAAACCGAAUCUUCAGGUCUACUUGGGGAAGCACAACCUUCAGCAAAGGGAGAGUUUCCAGGAGCAGAGCUCUGUUAUCCGGGCUGUGGCCCACCCUGGCUACAAUGCGGCCACCCAUGACCAGGACAUCAUGCUGUUGCGCUUGGCGUAUGCAGUGAAGUUCUCUGAACACAUCCAGCCCCUGCGCCUGGAAAGAGACUGCUCAGCCAACCAUACCAGCUGCCACAUCCUAGGCUGGGGCAAGACAGCAGAUGGUGAUUUCCCUAACACCAUCCAGUGUGCAUACAUCCACCUGGUGCCCCAUGAGGCGUGUGAUCGCGCCUACCCCGGCCAGAUCACCCAAAACAUGGUGUGUGCUGGGGAUGAGAAGCACGGGAAGGAUUCCUGCCAGGGUGAUUCCGGGGGUCCGCUGGUGUGUGGCGACCGUCUCCGAGGUCUUGUGUCAUGGGGUAACGUGCCCUGCGGAUCCAAGGAGAAGCCGGGUGUCUACACUGACGUCUGUAGAUAUGGCCACUGGAUCCAAAAAACCAUUCAGUCCAACUGGCCCUGACAUGUGACCUCCAACUUUUGACCUUCACCACCUUCCCAGACCUGACCCUUAAUGCUUAAUAAAGGCAAUGACACCGAGCACGAAUCCUCCCUGAUCUACCUGACCCAGCUCCAUCCCUGCAUCUCUGAGGGUGAGUGGGGACCUGGGCUAACGGGUCUUACCCCCGCCACUAAAAGAAUACAGGAAAAUCCCUUCCAAGCCUCUCUCCCUCCCUGAUUAUUCCAUGGGCUCAAUUUCUCCCUGCAAAGGAGUGGUCCCAAGUCUGGCCACACGUGAGCUGGAGUCCCAGCUCUGCCACUUGCUAGCCUUAUACCCUCAGGAAGCGCCUUCCUUCACUAUGUAAUUUUCCCAUCAGCAAGAUAAGGAUAAUAAUAGUAUAUUCCUCAUAAAGCAGUGGCGAUUCAAGGUUUUGAACAUGUGAAACAGAUGCAACAGUGUCUUGCCCACCUGUGCGAGUAAUAAAGAAUGAAUUUUAUUAUC